This is a messenger RNA of Gigantopelta aegis, 303 nucleotides long. Its product is annotated as neuropeptide-like protein 30. The record is from RefSeq and is a predicted model, not a curated record. NCBI's taxonomy places the organism in Eukaryota, Metazoa, Mollusca, Gastropoda, Neomphalida, Peltospiridae. The transcript is spliced from 2 exons. The coding region runs from base 1 to 303 and encodes 100 amino acids.
AUGACGUUACUGACUGAAACCUUCAAGAUGAUGAAAGUCAUAAUCCUCGCCUUAGCAUGUAUCUGCCUGACCUCUGCCUUUGCCAAACCCAUGAUCGGCUAUGGAUACGGUAAAAUGGGAGGCUUCGGAGGCUGGGGCGGCCUUGGAGGCUGGGGCGGAUACGGCGGCUUCGGAGGCUGGGGAGGAUACGGCGGCUUCGGAUAUGGAUAUCCAAUGUACAGCGGAUUCGGCUAUGGAGGUUACGGCUAUGGCUAUCCAAUGUUCGGCGGCUACGGUUACGGCAAAAAGAUGAUGUACUAUUAG